Molecule: messenger RNA, 855 nt
Organism: Daphnia magna
Lineage: Eukaryota; Metazoa; Arthropoda; Branchiopoda; Diplostraca; Daphniidae
Exons: 6
Coding region: 274-741 (155 amino acids)
Source: RefSeq, a predicted model, not a curated record
UUGUUUGUUCGUAAUCAGUCACAGCUCACAGUGAAUCAUUGGGUUCCAUUAAUCUGGGCGAUACUUCGCAACGCUACAAAUUUGGCCCUUCCAAUUCGCUAUACCUGGUCUUAUCACGCAUUCCAAUCGAGACAACGGCUAAUCGACUGACCAAUCUGUCACGCGACCAUAACCAAACUCAAUGCUACGGUGCGUUGAUGAAGGUCUCGUAAGGACGACUAUUUUGUCAGCGACCACAACGGAAGGAAAGAUAUUGAUGAUAUUUUCUUAAGGAUGAAUCCCACUGAAUUGUCUAGCUUGCUGGCAGAAACGGCAGCUGCAAUAACAGAAAUUCUAGUGGAAGCUGAGCAACGUUUUUCAGAAAACCCUGAUGAAUUUGUUGUGAAAGAAUAUGGUAUGUUAUGGCGAGUUACCAACUGUUAUUUGCUUCUUUUUAAAAAUUCUCAAUGUGAAAAAAGGGAUAACUUGGAGAAAUUGUGGGCAAAUUACUUUUCAGAAUGCAGCAUAAGGGAUGCUGUUGAAGAACUUCUUCUUGUUGAGGGAAAGUGGGACGAAUUUCUGCUAACGGUCGACAAGUUUAUGGAUAAAAACACGUGUUCUGAAAAUAAGAACCCUGCAAAUGAGAAAGAGAUAUCCUCACUCUCUUUAACUGGAAUCAAUGACAAUACAGUGUCGACUGUGAAGCAAAUAACCAAUAACAACAAAUAUUCCCUUUUUGUAUUUCUCCGCCACUUUGCCUGACUGCCUUGACGGCAGCAUAUAAAGCAUAUUGAAGAACAGAAAGAUUUAUUUUCUUCUUUAAAUUGCAAUAUCCAUGUAGUCUCAUUUGGCUCUCAGAGCGGAGCCUUAAAGUGG